Phasianus colchicus (ring-necked pheasant) is the source of this 4121-nucleotide messenger RNA. NCBI's taxonomy places the organism in Eukaryota, Metazoa, Chordata, Aves, Galliformes, Phasianidae. The record is from RefSeq and is a predicted model, not a curated record.
CCCCUCCCGCCUCCGCCGCCUUCGGGGGCGCCUCGUCCCGCUCGCGGCGCCUCAUGGCGCGAUGCAGCUGCAGUGGGAGGGAGAGGAAACCCACCCCCCUCGCCCGGCGGCCGCCUUUGUAACCGCUCAGCCCGGCGCGCCGCCCGGCCCGACUCGCUGCAGCUCGGGGAGCGCCGGAGCGCGGCGGCGGGAGCAGAUGGAGCCGGAGGGUUGCCCUUGUUCUCCUUUUCAAAUCAAAUGUCACAUUGACUCAAAUCCAGCAUUGGAAGCAUGUGGGGAACUGCAGCAUAUCAGCCCGGCACAAUGUAUCCAUCAGACUGGAAGGAAGCCCAAAACCAAAACUCCACUGGCCAAAAUGCAUCCUCUGCAGAAACCCCAAGUACCUCCUAAGCCUGUCCACCUCAAGCCUGGGCAAGAAAGAAUUCCUCCUGCACCUUCUCGGCCUUUACCAGCUGAUCCCAAGUCAUCAAGGAGCUUAGUGCCUGGAGAGGAAGAAAUACCAAUAUCAGCAGGUGUCAACACUCUCAUUGAGAAAUUUGAAAGUAUUAGGCAACCCGUACAUAUCCUUCAAAGGAACCAGCUAAAUUUAGCUCUUAAGAUGGAACCAGGCCUGGACUCAUCCAAACAGUCGAGCUCGUGUGACUGUGACAUGGUAGCUUCCAGUGGCUGUUCAACAAAUGAAAAAAGUGAAGCAGAUGAAAAUGAGCCAGACGUGCCGUGCGGUGCGGAUCUAUCUAACACAGACAUAAUGAAAAUUAAAGAGCUAAGCAUAGGCGAUAACAAAAGCCAUGAAGACUGUACUGCUGUGAAUGUGAGCAAAGAACCCUCUAGAGAGCUUGGCAGUAAAGACUCAACUGCAGAACUGAAUGGUAAUGGUAAAAUUCCCAACAGAGACAGUGGCAUUGACAGCCCUUCUUGUAGCGUGGCAGGGGAAACUUUUCCCAACGAAGAAGGCGCAGAGCAGAAGAAGCCCAGUGUGUCUGGGAAUCCGGGGGAGAUGGAACCUGACAAAAAGGGCACCAAAUCUUCCUCUGCAGAGCAGAAGAGAGACUCCACACAGGAUGAAGACAGUGACAUUGAUGAAGGAAGUAGUGAGGAACAAGAAACAGCAGAAGUGCCAAAGUUAGAGUAUAUGGAUAUAAACAAGUGUACAGAGCCCCAAAAGCUAUUCAACAUUGCAAAUGAACUGCUCCAUACAGAAGAAGCGUAUGUUAAAAGACUCCAUCUGUUGGAUCAGGUGUUUUGCACUAAGCUGUCAGAAGCAGGUAUUUCAUCUGAAGUGAUAACGGGCAUCUUUUCAAAUAUUUCUUCUAUCUAUUGUUUCCACGGACAAUUUCUUCUUCCUGAGCUCAAAACAAGAAUUACACAAGAAUGGAGUGUGAACCCACGGUUAGGAGACAUCCUGCAGAAACUGGCUCCUUUUCUGAAGAUGUAUGGAGAAUAUGUGAAGAACUUUGACAGGGCAAUGGACAUGGUGAAUACGUGCAUGCAGAGGUCAUCUCCUUUCAAAGAUGUUGUUCAGAAUAUACAGAAACAGGAGGUGUGUGGUAACCUGACGCUGCAGCAUCACAUGCUUGAACCUGUGCAAAGGAUUCCUCGUUAUGAACUUCUCCUGAAGGACUAUCUAAAGAAACUUCCAGAAGAAUCUCCAGACAGGAAAGAUGCUGAAAAAUCACUGGAGCUCAUAUCUACAGCAGCAAACCAUUCGAAUGCUGCCAUCAGAAAGAUGGAAAAGAUGCACAAGCUUUUGGAAGUCUAUGAGCGACUCGGUGGUGAAGAGGAUAUUGUUAACCCAGCCAAUGAGCUCAUUAAAGAAGGACACAUUCAGAAACUUUCAGCAAAGAAUGGCACAGCACAGGAUAGGUAUUUAUUCCUGUUUAACAGCAUGGUGCUGUACUGUGUGCCAAAACUCAGGCUGAUAGGCCAGAAGUUCAGUGUUCGAGAAAAGAUGGACAUUGGAGGACUGCAGGUCCAAGAAAUUGCCAAGCAAAAUGUGGCUCAUACAUUUUCAAUAACAGGAAAAAAGAGAUCGCUGGAACUACAAGCCAGGACAGAAGAGGAGAAGAGGGAAUGGAUUCAGGUCAUCCAAGCAACAAUUGAAAAGCACAAACAGAACAGUGAAACCUUUAGAGCUUUCAAUAGCUCUUUUUCUCAAGAAGAGGAACAUCUUCCAGAUUCAUCAAUAGCAAGUACGAGCUCUGUGGAAUCGAUGCCAGGAGCAGACAGUGGUGCAUUUGGAGGGAUAGUUUACAUGGAGGUGUCAACCUCCUGGAUGAGAUGGCUGAUUGCCUGUGCAGCAGAGUCUGUUGCUUUCCACAGGGAUUGAAAGUAAAGCACGUCUCACUUCUUUCCCAGUGUCAGCAGUUAAAUAAGAUGUAUUCAAUGUUUUUCUUCUCAAAUUUGUCAAGUUUUAAAGAAAAUACGUUUUCAUUUUUGUUAUUAGCAAUGUUUCAGACUUGUUUAUUCUUACUGUAUUGUCAUAAUGUUGGGAAGUGUUAAGAAACAUGGUGGUAUUUAUCAAACACCUGGGGAGCUCUUCAUACAGGGCCUUUUUGGAUCAGUGAAAUUUGUAUCAAAAGCUUGCUGUAUGCUAUGGCACAAGUUAAAAUCCGUCUAAAAUAAAAUCUGUCUAAAAUAAAAGCCCAGUGCAUAGCUAUCACAACAUAAACCAGACCUAAUAGAAUAGCUUUUCAGUUUUCUUUCCUUUGACAAAUACAUGGGUCGUGUAUUUCUGUAAGUGAACACUGCCCAGUGUUUCACGUUGAUGAGAAGUCAAAGAUGAGAGCCCUUGAAGGAAAUAUUCAACUGCAGUCAUUUCUGUAUUACAGAAGCAUGCACAGGUGUGCUGAUGGUUAUUUCUGUUGAAGUUCAAAUCAAGUAAACCAGUUUCCACAUAAGCAGUAAAUUCACUUCAUAUUGGAGAAGCUUCAGCAUUUUUCCUAUGCAGGCAUAGGAAGGUAUCAAUCAAAAGCCAAAAACUGAUUUUUUGGUUAGUAUUCUUCGAGAUUAUCUUCUAGUAACUGCUCACAAGCUUAAAUGGUGGCUUCAUUCAUGGUCUUGCAGUUCUAGUAACACAGAUGAAAUUGUUAACAGAAGAAUCAAAAAGCUUUUUAUUCUGUGUUCAAAUGUUGACUUUUAAGAAGAGGAGAAAAUAACGUUUGUCAGUGAUGUAGUGUUCUGAUCAAACAACUUAAGGGGAAUCCAUUCCCAGUCACUAGAAGGAAAAGCAGUCUCAUAAAAAAUUAAAUAGCACUGUCAUCAAAAUUGGAAUAAGAAACAGAAGAGGACUGGCCAACUUCUGUGAUACAAAUAAAAAGCAUGACUCUGUAGAUUGCUCUUUGUCAGUAAAAGAAAGAUCAGGUUGCCUUAAUUAUGUGCCUCACUUGGAGGGCUCUAAUAGUGUCUGAAAGGAACAUUUUGCCAGUGAAUCACCCAAGGCAUUGUUCAGUUGUUGUAAUUCAGUGUUGUGCUGGUUACAUCUGGUUCUUUACAAGAAAAGUGAAAUUCUUCGCUCUGCUUGUGUGUGUGUUGGAUUUGCAGGCAUUUUGCAUUGCUGAACAAUUAAUAUGUAUGUGGAUGAGGGUAUGGUAAUUUUCCUGAAUGAGCAGUCCCAUCUGACUGUGCUUCACCAAACUGAAUUGCAAAACAUCCCAUAUGCUUGUAUCAAAGUUUGAAACGUUGCAAUAGCAGCUGUUGUAAAUUUAGUAAAAAUUAAAAGAUUCAGUCUAAUUAGAAGUAAUUACUUGUGGUUUUGUCCCCAUUACAAGCCAGGGUGAUUGCAAUAGCUGUGCAGAAAGAUGCUGUUUUCCUCUGUACCCAGGGAACAUCAGGACAGAGACUCAGAGAGGCUGAAAGAUGUAGGAGUGGUGUCAGCAGUCAGGCUGGACGUGGAGAAUUAGUUCUGGCCAUCAGAAGUCACGAAAUCCCACACCAGGAGCACCCAGUGACUGAACCAGCAUUUCCACCUUCGCCUUUGGCCAUUAGCAGAGUUAGCAUGAAUUCUUUUCUAGAAUUACUUGAAUACUGUGAAACCCAAGGAGGAUCUUUGCUCUCUCAGUGUGAGAGCUCUGUGAGUUAUGCUAUGAUGUGUAUUUUUUUCCUUCAAUCAUAUAAUUGCAUUU